AUGAUGAAAGACUUAAUGUCCCGGAAAUUUGACUUCCAAGACUUGGCCACGGUGACACUUACUCAGACGUGCAGUGCAGUGGUAACUAGACCUGUUGCUGAAAAGCUCUCUGAUCCAGGGAGUUUUACUAUUCCAUGCACUAUUGGAAACUUUGCUUUUGCGAAAGCACUCUGUGAUUUAGGGGCCAGCAUUAAUCUUAUGCCCCUGGUCAUUUACAAAAGGUUGGGCAUUGGGAGAGCUAGACCCACCUCUAUGUUGUUGCAGCUGGCUGACAGGACUGUGAAGCGUCCAUUUGGGAUCCUUGAUGAUGUACUUAUUCAGAAAUCUAUGAGGCGACCAAGUGAGUUCGCCAAUUUCUCUCUUAUUGAUGUCGUGGAUGUAAUCGUACAGUCUGAUGAUGAAGUAUUGACAGUUGAGGAUCCCCUCGCUGCAUGUUUGACGAAUUUGGAGAAAGUGAAUGGUGAGGACUUGGCGGAAUGCGUGUUGGCACUGGAAG
This is a messenger RNA of Nicotiana tabacum (common tobacco), 496 nucleotides long. The record is from RefSeq and is a predicted model, not a curated record. NCBI's taxonomy places the organism in Eukaryota, Viridiplantae, Streptophyta, Magnoliopsida, Solanales, Solanaceae.